Dicentrarchus labrax (European seabass) is the source of this 6026-nucleotide messenger RNA. Its product is annotated as tensin-3. NCBI's taxonomy places the organism in Eukaryota, Metazoa, Chordata, Actinopteri, Moronidae. The transcript is spliced from 27 exons. The coding region runs from base 349 to 4536 and encodes 1395 amino acids. The record is from RefSeq and is a predicted model, not a curated record. Gene Ontology annotation, biological process: dephosphorylation. Gene Ontology annotation, molecular function: phosphatase activity; protein binding.
UUCGGGGGGGGGCUGGGCUGAGGCAGCAGGCAGCAGAAGCAGUUCAGGAUCCAAGCAAAAAAGCUUCCAUUUUUAUCAUCGACAGCCACAGCCAAAGGCCGAGGAGAGCAUCGAGUCCAGCUGGGACAAAGUGAGCGGGCUGUGACCAACCUGAGAGCAGAUUCCAGCAGAAGAAAAUGAGCCUCUCAGCCUGCAUUAAGCCUGUAUGACGGGGCUGAGGGCUCUUUGAUCAGGACUUUACUCCACUCUUUCUCUUUCAGCUGCUCUGACUGACAAAGGGAAACAGAAUAGAAAAAAAAGAAGAAUCAAAGUAGUCGCUUUCAGUUUGAAAAGGAAGUCCCAAGAUUCAUGAUGGAGGAGGGAUACGAACUCGACCUGACGUACAUCACGGAACGUAUCAUCGCUGUGUCCUUCCCCCGAGGGUGCUCAGAGGAGGUCUACUCUCACAACCUGAAGGAUGUCACACGAAUGCUCAAGUCCAAGCAUGCAGAUAAUUACCUGAUUAUCAACCUGUCAGAGAAAAGACAUGAUCUCUCUAGAAUGAACCCCAAGACAUUGGAUACAGGCUGGCCAGACAUGCACGCUCCACCUCUGGAUAAGAUCUGCACCAUCUGUAAGGCCAUGGAGAGCUGGCUCAACGCUGACCCUCUUCACGUGGUGGUUAUACACUGCAGGGGCGGCAAGGGUCGAAUUGGAGUCAUCAUUUCAUCCUUUGUGCAUUUCACCGACGUGUCCGCCAGUGCUGAUCAGGCAUUGGACCGCUUUGCGAUGAGGAAAUACUAUGAUGAUAAGGUCUCAACUCUGAUGACACCUUCACAGAAACGGUAUGUUUGGAUCCUCAACAGUCUUCUAAGUGGAUCCAUGAAGAUCAAUGCCUCACCAUUGUUCCUGCACUGCGUCAUUCUUCACGGGAUACCAAACUUUGACGCCACUGGAGUAUGUCGUCCGUACAUCAAGGUUUACCAGGGAAUGCAAGCGGUGUAUUCAUCUGGAAUCUAUCACAUUGGUCCAGGCCACAGAGACCGGGUAUGCAUCACCCUGGAGCCUGCCCAGCUCCUUAAAGGAGACAUCAUGAUUAAAUGCUAUCACAAGAGUGACAUGACUUCAGAACGUGAAGUUGUUUUCCGGCUGCAGUUCCACACGGGAGCAGUGCAGGGCUACAACCUGAUGUUUGAAAAAGAGGACAUGGAGACUGCCAACAAAGAUCCCAGAUUUGCAGAUUAUGGUAAAGUGGAGCUGGUGUUCUCCGAGGGACCAGAGAGGAUCCCAGGUGCUGACAGGUGGCAAAAUGGGGCGGAUGUUAUUGUGGACUACAACACAGCAGAUCCUCUAAUCCGCUGGGACUCCUACCAGAACAUCUGUGAUGGGGAAGCGCCACCCUCUCAAGGCCUAACCCAGGACAAAGCAGCUAACAAGAGGAUCCCCAACGGAGGAGAGACCACACUGGGCCGAGGGACCCGCACAACCUCCGCCACAUCCAGCCCUGACCACAGCGACCACGCCCUCUCUGUGAGCAGCGACUCCGGCCUGUCUAGCACUUCUCUGUGGGCAGACAGACCCACACCUGUCGUCACCACCACCACCACCACCACCACUACCACCACAGCCAACAUCAAGUCUAACCAGGGUCCCAGCAAGCAGGAAAAAGUCCAGCUUAAGCGCCUUUUAAGUGGCUUUGGACUUGAGGACCCCUCAGCGGAGGAGAUGGAUGAUCAAGGCCCUAGAGUGGGCAUUCAGCAGAUAGUCCCAGCACAAGUGCACAUCAGUAGAGACCCCAGACCCCGAGAGAGGGAAACAGACAUCCUGGAUGAUGAGGUCAUCACAGGUCAUGAUCUGCACAGUGUGGACAGUUUAGGAACCUUGUCGUCCUCCUGCCACAAGAGCAGCCAGAACUCCCUGCUGUCAGAUGGAUGUGGGAGUCCCGGAGGGGAGGAGCAGCAUAGCCAAAGCCAGCACCACCUCCAUCACCCUGCACCCCUUCCCAUAGAGGAGUACGAGAGAGCCUACGCUGAGGCGAGAAGGGGCUGUCUGAGCUCCAGGAGCAACUCUGUGGCCUCUUCUAAUCCCAGCAGUGCUUCCAUGCCCAAGCAGCAUGUCUACAGACAGGGAAGCUAUUCCACACAGUCCUGGGUUCGCCAGCAGCAGAUGGUCGCUGCACAACAGUUUAUCUACAUGCCUGAGGAUGGAAACGACACAGAAAGAUACCCAGGGAACAAGCAAGGGAGCAGUUCCCCCAAAGCAGGCCUGCCUGCUGAACCACAGGGCCCUACCAGGGACAUGGUGACAGAUGCUCUGAGAAACAGAGCGCCACACAAGGAGCAGGCAAUGCAGAACAAUAACAACAACAACAAACGUGAUGAGGAGUUCAAAUCUCUAACGAUGGACAUCGACAACUCCAUCGACCAGCUCAACCAGCUGAUCAUGGACCUGGAUCCCACAUUUGUGCCGGUGUCAAGCCACAGCAGCUCAGUCAAGAGGAACGGCGGUCUGCAUGUGAACGGCUCAGUCUCCAAAUGCUCUAACGGCAUCAAUCUCAGAUUCAACGAUAAUAACGCAGUGACCCUGAAAAACACACAGCAGACAGGUGUCCAGUCCAGCGAGGGGCGGGUCAGUGUCACACGCAGCCUGAGUCGCCAAGGAAGUGAUGUCACGGAUCAUCCAGGCUUCUGUAACUCAGGGUGGGGCGCGACAGAGGAGUACAGGGGCCAGCGGACGUACUCCCCCUGUGUGCCACAGUCACAGCAUCACAUGUUGUACAGGAGUGACAGUGCUGACUACAGGGCUCAGGGCCCAGACAUGGACAGUGGGGUUGAGCCCGGGAGUGACAUGACUCCACCCACUCCCGCCUUCCCCAUUUCUCCGCCAACACCUUAUGUGAAAAAUAUGUCGGAACUGACUCACCUCAGGCAAACACCAUCUCCUAGCAUGCAGUCUUAUAGAGGCUACAACGAGGACCAUGAACCCAGGGGAUAUUCAGAGAUGAUCAGUCAAAUUGGAGUUGACAGUUUACCAGACUCCUCCAUCAACUGCCACAGGACGCUAAGUGCCACACACUCUGCCUCUGUUGUUGGGACCCUUCAGCGGACAGACAGUUCAUCCAUGAACCAGUCCUGGCCAGAGCAUCCCGUCCUGAGCCGCCACUCCUCUCUGAGCAGCUACGCCACUGCAAGACAACCACCACAGCAUUCCAUGUCCCUGGACUAUGGCCACCACUCUCCUCCACUGCACCACCCCCACAUCCACCCUGCCCCCAACGCCCACAGCUCUCCCCGAAGCAGCCAGCGAAGCUGUUUGGCUCGCUAUGCUCUCAGCCGCAGUCCCCCUCAAAGCUUUGACGAGCAGGAUGAUUCGGGCCUUGGCUAUGGCACAGACUGUCCGAACUCCACCUCUUCUCUGCAGGGAAAUGGAGGCAUCGACAGGGAACAUUUGACCACUGUGGAUGGGCAGAAUCAGUCACAGCUGUCCCAGAUACAGCCCCCACUUCUGCCUCAGAAGAAGAGAGCGUCGGAUGGGGAACAUUCGCUGGGAACAGCGUCUCCAGCCCUCAGUGGGUUCUCGAGUCCCCACAGUGGGAGCUCCCUGAGUAUUCCUUUCCCCAAUGUUUUGCCUGACCUUUCAGCUCAGAUGCCAGGCACAGUCUCACCUCUGCCAGAUGUACUGGUCAGCAAGCAGCUUACUGUAAAGUUUGUGCAGGACACAUCAAAAUUCUGGUACAAGCCGGAUAUCUCAAGGGAUCAAGCCAUUUCAGUCUUAAGGGACCAGGAGCCUGGUAGCUUCAUCGUACGGGACAGCCAUUCCUUCAGGGGGGCAUAUGGACUGGCAAUGAAAGUGGCUACUCCCCCACCCUCAGUUCUCCAACAGACCAAGAAAGGAGGUGAUCUAUCCAAUGAGUUAGUUCGCCACUUCCUGAUUGAGUGUACCCAGAAAGGAGUGCGGUUGAAGGGUUGCCCCAAUGAGCCUUAUUUUGGAAGCUUAACUGCUCUGGUCUGCCAACAUUCGAUCACUCCCUUGGCCCUGCCCUGCAAACUUAUCAUACCUGACAGAGAUCCUCUUGAAGAUGUUGUGGAGACUACCUCACAAUCUGUCACCAACUCUGCUGCUGAGCUGCUAAAACAGGGAGCAGCCUGUAAUGUGUGGUACCUAUGCUCAGUGGAGAUGGAGUCACUAACAGGUGUCCAGGCGGUGCAGAAAGCCACCAGUAUGACUCUGAUCGCCAACCCUCCUCCAACCUCCACUGUAGUCCACUUCAAGGUGUCCUCCCAGGGAAUCACCCUCACUGACAACCAGAGGAAACUCUUCUUCAGGAGGCACUACAAUGUCAAUACGGUCAUAUUUUGUGCAUUGGACCCUCAAGAUAGAAAGUGGAAAAAAGAUGGCUGCCCUUCAGCAAAGAUCUUUGGCUUUGUGGCAAGGAAAACUGGCACUUCCAUGGACAAUGUAUGUCACCUGUUUGCAGAGCAUGACCCAGAGCAGCCAGCAAGUGCCAUUGUCAACUUUGUUUCCAAGGUGAUGAUUGGCUCACAGAAGAGUAAGUAGGCCUGCCCUCUGGCUGAGCUGAGCACCUGGACAGACUUUUAACUGAGAGUGAGAAAUAAAGACUGAAAGACUUAACAAAGGACAAAAUGUAAGGACUGAAGAUGGUGAUGACCUGGACAUUAACCCUGGAUAUUAACUGGAUGUUGGAUAUACAUUAUGGAUACACAUAAUCACCACUUACCAGCACCCACACAUUAAUAACAUCUUUUAAUAUAAAAAUAUAAAUCCCCUUCUAUUCUAUUGUUUUUCUAUACUGUAAAAUUAACUGUAAAAUAGCCAAGUAAGAAAACAGCUAAAUCAUAAAAAAAGUUUAAUCCUUUUUAACUAAUUUACAACUGUAAUUCCUUCAUUCUCAACAUAUUUUAAGUACAUACAACACACACAACACAAAGGCUGCUUUUCUUAUUUGUGACAGUUUUAUGGAGAAAACUCUACCUUGUUGCAUGUGAUAUUUUUUUGUUAUAUUUAACCAAAACAAACUUAAUUCAAGCUAUUAACAGUCUGUAAAGUCUCUGUGCUGUGUUUGUCCAGCAUGCAGUAUUUGUUUGUGGAGUUAAAAUUGUGUAAAAGUAGUGCAGCAAAUAUGUACAAUUUGGAUUUUGGGACGGGCUACAUCGCAUACAGGAUUAUCUUAUUUUAUCUAUGCAAUGUAAAAUUUUAUUUUUUUAAACCAUGGCCUUCUUUACAUGUGCAGCAUGUAUGUGGCUUAUCUGAACCUGUUAAAUAACUUUCUUCUCAAGAUGUAUGUGAAUAUGACCACUUUCAAAGCAGUCAGCAACACUUUAAUGAAAGAGUGUGAGAGUGUGUGUGUGUGUGUUGAAAUAAGAGAAACCAUAGACAAUAUUUUAAUUAAUCCCUAAUAUAUAGAUUGAUUUGACAUGGUUAAAACACAUCAAGUGGCGUACCACUCAGCUACCAAAUUUUUACUUUAGUUUGCCCUCCUUUGGGAGGCUCAUGGCCAGAAGCAGCACUGCAAUGUUUCUUUAUCAAAAAUAUAUCAGAAGAUUCAAUUUGUACUUAAAUAGGAUUAGGAUUUUAAAAAAGACAUGCUGCUAUGGAGAGAACAAAUGGUGUGAUUGCAUUAGUCUUACAGUCUAAGUUCUUAGAAGAACGAAAAAUGCGACAUAAAUUUAAGAUCUGACAUAUUCUCCAUUCAUCUGUCAGUUAGCUACAUCUACAAUAUAGAUUCUGUGGAACAAAGAUUACCCCCAGUUGAGUGUUUGUUGAUAUUGUAUAUGAGAGAUCAUAAAACUUGAUUCCUUUUAACUUUUUGUGUUGGGCAGUCAUUUUAUCCAGAGAGGGACCUACCACCACAAUACAGCUCUGUUGAUGGAUUACAUUAUGUACACAUUUGUUUGACAUAUUAUCUGUACCUCAUACUUAUCUCAUACUGUGCCUCUGUGUAUAACAUGCUACAUGUGAACAGUUUAUGUGUAUAUUGACAUUAAAUUGUUGGAUGUGUUCUGUAAAUAAACAAAAUGAAACACUUA